Molecule: messenger RNA, 396 nt
Organism: Aureococcus anophagefferens
Lineage: Eukaryota; Pelagophyceae; Pelagomonadales; Pelagomonadaceae
Exons: 2
Coding region: 1-396 (131 amino acids)
Source: RefSeq, a predicted model, not a curated record
AUGGCCAAGCUGCUCCUGCUCGCCUGCGCCACCGAUGCGCUGCUGUCGUCCCCGCGCCUCGCGGCGCGCCCCCGCACGUCGCUCGAGCACCACAAGAAGCGGUCCGCCGUCGAGGACCUCAAGAUCUACCGCAAAAUGAAGUCCUGGGAGACCAACGAGGAGGUCGUCGACACGGCGGCCGCCGACGAGUUCGCGCGCGAGCUCGCGGCCUACGUGCCUUCUGUCACUACGUACGGGGAGACGCGCAACGGCAACGCCGUGUCCCUAGAGAGUUGUGGAGGAAUCGAAGGGAGAGAGAACAGCGAAGGGAGGCGUAGGAAGGCGUCACGGGAGGACACGACUAGGGCGGAGGCGUAUGAGCACGGCGACGAAGAGGGCACGACGACGAAGAGCUGA